UGCGCCGGUCAGAGGGACCAGCCCGUGUGCUGGUGUAUGGCCAUGAGGCCAGCCUGGCUGGAGCAGAAGGAGCCAGCGGGUCAAAGAAACGGAGCUGAGCUCAGAGAGAACCAACCCCAGACUUGUGCUUAUCUGACUCGAGGGCAUUGCUCUGUUUGGGCAUGCCUGGCUAUGGAAUGGAGUUUUGUGAUAAGGGUCCUUCUUGCGUUUGGUGGCUUCCUUGAAGUGGAUCAGUGGGUGCCUGCAGCCUCACAGUUCCUGCUCCCUCCAGCCAUGACUCACAGAAUCCUUCUGCUGACAGUCUUGGCCUUAAGUCAUGGGUUCAACCUGGACACGGAAAAUGCAGUCGUCUUCCAGGAAAAUGCAAAUGGCUUCGGGCAGAGCGUGGUCCAGCUGGAGGGGUCGAGGCUGGUGGUUGGAGCCCCCCAGGAGGUAAGGGCUGCCAACCAAACAGGCGGCCUCUACCAGUGUGACUACAGCACGGGCACAUGUGAGCCUAUCCGCCUGCAGGUGCCCCCAGAGGCUGUGAACAUGUCCCUGGGCCUAUCUCUGACGUUUGCCACUAAUCCAUCCCGGCUGCUGGCCUGCGGCCCUACUGUGCACCAAAUUUGCAAGGAGAACACCUAUGUGAACGGCCUCUGCUUCCUGUUUGGAUCCAACCUACAUCAGCAGCCCCGGAGGGUCCCAGAGACCCUCAGAGGGUGCCCUCAGCAAGAGAGUGACAUUGCCUUUUUGAUUGAUGGUUCCGGUAGCAUCAACCCGAUAGACUUUCAGCGGAUGAAGGAGUUUGUCUCCACUGUGAUGGGUCAAUUCCAAAAGUCCAAAACCUUGUUCGCUCUGAUGCAGUACUCUGAAGACUUCUACACUCAUUUCACCUUCAAUGAUUUCAAGAGAAACCCUUCCCCAGAAUUGCUGGUGAGGCCAAUAAGACAGCUGCUGGGGAGGACUCACACCGCCACGGGAAUCCGCAAAGUAGUAAGAGAACUGUUUCACAGCAAGAGUGGAGCCCGGGAGAAUGCCCUUAAGAUCCUAGUUGUCAUCACGGACGGAGAAAAGUUCGGCGAUCCUUUGGGGUAUGAGGAUGUCAUCCCUGAAGCGGAUAGAAAGGGCGUCAUUCGCUACGUCAUCGGGGUGGGAGAUGCCUUCAACAGUUGGAAAUCUCAUGAGGAGCUUAAGACCAUUGCAUCCAAGCCGUCUGGUGAUCACGUGUUCCGGGUGACUAACUUUGAAGCUCUGAAGACCAUUCAGAACCAGCUUCAGGAAAAGAUCUUUGCGAUUGAGGGUACACAGACAGGAAGUACCAGCUCCUUUGAGUAUGAGAUGUCCCAGGAAGGCUUCAGUGCAGCCAUCACCUCUAAUGGUCCCUUGCUGGGCGCUGUGGGGAGCUUUGACUGGGCUGGCGGAGCCUUUCUGCAUAUGCCAAAGGACAGAGUCAUCUUCAUCAACACCACUAGGGUGGAUUCAGACAUGAACGAUGCUUACUUGGGUUAUGCUGUCGAAGUCAUCUUGCGGAACCGGGUGCAAAGCCUGGUCCUGGGGGCGCCUCGAUAUCAGCACACUGGCCUGGUGGUGAUGUUCAAACAGAAUUCAGGUGCCUGGGAGAAAAAUGCCGACAUCAAGGGCAGCCAGAUCGGCUCCUACUUUGGGGCCUCCCUCUGCUCCGUGGACGUGAACAGAGAUGGCAGCUCCGACCUGGUCCUCAUCGGGGCCCCCUAUUACUACGAGCAGACCCGGGGGGGGCAGGUGUCCGUGUGUCCCUUGCCCCAGGGGAGGGCUAAGUGGCAGUGCCGGGUCAUCCUCCGCGGGGAGCAAGGCCACCCCUGGAGCCGCUUUGGGGCAGCCCUGACAGCGCUGGGGGAUGUGAAUGGGGACAGGCUGACGGACGUGGCCAUCGGGGCCCCGGGGGAACAGGACAACCGGGGUGCUGUCUACCUGUUUCAUGGAACCUCGGAGUUGGGCAUCAGCCCCUCCCACAGCCAGCGGAUUGCAGGCUCCCAGCUGUCCCCAAGGCUCCAGUAUUUUGGGCAGUCCCUGAGCGGGGGCCAGGACCUCACGAUGGAUGGACUGAUGGACUUGGCUGUAGGGGCCCAAGGCCAUGUGCUCCUGCUCAGGUCCCAGCCUGUGCUGAGAGUUGAGGCAUCGAUGGUGUUCAAACCCAGGGAAGUGGCGAGGAAUGUGUAUGAGUGUCGUCAGCAGGCAGCGAAAAGCCAGAUUGCUGGCGAGGUCCAAGUCUGCCUCCAAGUUCGCAAGAGCACAUGGGACCGGCUGAGAGAAGGAGACACCCAGAGCAUCAUCACAUAUGACCUGGCUCUGGACCCAGGGCGCCCCCAUCCCCGGGCCGUCUUUGAGGAGACAAAGAACAAUACACGCAGACAGACCCAGACGCUGGGGCUGAGCCGGAAAUGUGAGCACCUGAAGCUGUGGUUACCGGAUUGCGUGGAGGACUCAGUGACGCCCAUUGUCCUACGCCUCAACUUCUCUCUGGUGGGAAAGCCUGCAUCCUCUUUUGGGAACCUCCGGCCAGUGCUGGCUGUUGAUGCUCAAAGACUCUUCACAGCCUUGUUUCCCUUCGAGAAGAAUUGCGGCAAUGACAGCAUCUGCCAGGAUGACCUCAGCAUCACCUUCAGUUUUAUGAGCCUGGACACCCUGGUGGUGGGUGGUCCUCGGGACUUAAACGUGACCCUGACCGUGAGAAACCAGGGCGAGGACUCCUACAGAACUCAGGUCACCUUCUUCUACCCGUCUGGCUUGUCCUAUCGGAAGGUGUCAGCCUCCCAGAACCAACGCUCCCAGAGAUCCUGGCGCCUGGCCUGUGAGUCUGAUGUCUCCACCGAAGAGUCUACGGCCUUGAAGAGCACGAGCUGUAGCAUAAACCACCCCAUCUUCCCGGACAACUCAGAGGUCACCUUUAAUGUCACAUUUGAUGUGAAUCCUGAUGCUUUUUUUGGAUACAAACUCCUUCUCAAGGCCAACGUGACCAGUGAGAACAACAUGCCCAGCAGCAACAAAACCGAAUUCCAGCUGGAGCUGCCUGUGAAAUACGCUGUCUACGUGGUGGUUACCAGCCUUGAGGUCUCCACCAAAUAUUUCAACUUCACAGCCUCGGAGAAGACCCGCCACGUCAUAGAGCAUCAGUAUCAGUUCAACAACCUGGGCCAGAGGAAGCUCCCCAUCAGUGUGGUCUUCUGGGUCCCCGUUCGGCUGAACCGAGUGACCGUGUGGGACCAGCCCCAGGUCACCUUUUCCCAGCACCUUUCCAGGAGCUGCUCUACCGAGGAGAUCGGCCCCCGUCACUCUGAUUUCCUGGAGAAGCUUCAGAAGACUCCAGUGCUGAACUGCUCCAUCGCUGUCUGCCAGAAAAUCCAGUGUGACAUCCCAUCCUUUGGCAUCCAGGAAGAACUCAAGGUCACCCUCAAGGGCAAUCUCUCAUUUGACUGGUACAUCAAGACCUCGCAUAACCACCUUCAAGUGGUGAGCGCCGCGGAGGUCUUGUUUAAUGAUUCGCAGUUUGCCCUGCUCCCAGGACAGGAGGCCUUUGUGAGGGCCCAGACAGAGACCAAAGUGGAGCCGUACGAAGUGCAUAACCCUCUCCCACUCAUCGUGGGCAGCUCGAUAGGGGGGCUGGUGCUCCUGGCCCUUAUCACUGCCGGACUGUACAAGCUCGGCUUCUUCAAACGCCAGUACAAGGACAUGAUGAGUGAACCUGUUCCUGAACCUGCUGUGCCUCAGUAACGGCUCCUUCCCCCUCAAGUGGCCUCUCCUGCAGCAAAUAGGAUGUGGGUGGACCAAGGAGCAGGUCCCCAGGCUGCUGGACGGACACGUCUGUUAGGAGACCAGGGCAGUGAUGUCUUAGGAGCGACCAGUUUGGGCUUCCAUUCCUCUGUGUGUGUGUGUGUGUGUGUGUGUGUGUGUGUGUGUGUGUGUGUGGGCGCGCCUGCAUGUGUGAGUUGGCUGAGUUGGGUGUGUGACUCAGGGGUGUGUGUGUGUGUGUGUGUGUGUGGGCAUGCCUGCAUGUGUGAGUGUGGCUGAGUUGGGUGCGUGACUCAGAUGUCCCUUGCAUGGGAACAAGUGCCUUCAGCACAAUGUCUCGUGCAGAAGGGAAGUGCUUGGGCUUCCUUUGGUGGGUGGAGGCGCCCUUGACUCUUCCUGGGGGACAGGUGCUUUCUCUUGAGGAGGUGGCGGGGACACAAACGGAGAUGCAGUACAUCCUCCCGGGCUGAAGGUGGCGAGAGCUCCUUUCAUGGGCGCACAUGCAGGCCUGCGGGAGCCUGUGCCGCUGCGGCCAAGACAGCCCGGACAGCCAGCCAGCCAGCCAGCCAGCCAGCUGGAGCCCAUCCAACAUGUGCCACCCGCACUAGAGCUGAUAUGUCCCAUGAGCCAUGAUGCCCCUCCCCGUAUGUCUUCGCUUAUUUAUUAUUUUAACGCUCCUUUUACGUCUUGAAUGGAUGGAUCUGUGCAGAGUAUGAACAUCAAAAGACAAUGCAGGGGCGUGCAGUAAAAAAGCUGCCUUCCAUCCUGUCCACCCGCCCCCGCCACCAGCUGUUCAGGUCACUCAUAAAAGGUAGUCAGGGGUAUGUGUUUUGGGGUCUCCUUCACAAAGGUUCUAGGCACAUGUGCUCGCGCGCGCGCACACACACACACACACACAGGCUAUUGUACACAGAUGGCAGGCUGCAUUAUUUAUACUGCUCUGCGUCUUGCUUUUCUCAUUAAUAUGGCUCAGACAUUGGUUUCUAUCAAGAUGUAAGGUCCUUUUUCGUUCUUUUGUUCAGAAGCACCGUGUUCCACUGUGAAGGUGGAGCACCACGUCCUUUACCAGCCUCCCUCUGGUAAACUAUUCCCAACCUCUCACCACGACCGACAAGGGUGAAUGAAUAAACUGAAUGCAUGUCUUUUUUUGCA
Phacochoerus africanus (Common warthog) is the source of this 4902-nucleotide messenger RNA. RefSeq names its product integrin subunit alpha M (gene ITGAM). Lineage: Eukaryota; Metazoa; Chordata; Mammalia; Artiodactyla; Suidae. Gene Ontology annotation, biological process: cell-matrix adhesion; cell adhesion mediated by integrin; cell-cell adhesion. The transcript is spliced from 32 exons. The record is from RefSeq and is a predicted model, not a curated record. The coding region runs from base 37 to 3732 and encodes 1231 amino acids. Gene Ontology annotation, cellular component: integrin complex; external side of plasma membrane. Gene Ontology annotation, molecular function: integrin binding.